AUGGAGUGGGAAGGGCCGCCCAAGCAAGGCUUGUACGACCCUCAGAACGAGCACGAAGCCUGUGGCGUUGGUUUUGUUGUUGCUAUUGAUGGGAAACGCAGUCAUAAGAUCGUGCGCGAUGCCGAGGUGUUGGCUAAGCGUAUGGAGCACCGCGGCGCGUGCGCCUGCGACAACGACACCGGCGACGGCGCUGGUGUGCUCACCGCCAUCCCCCAUCAGUUCUACUGCGCGCAGCUGAGAGACACGCAUCAGAUCGACCUACCGCCGUUCGGCAAGUACGCCACAGGCAUCUUCUUUCUGGACAAGUCUCAUCAUCAAGACAUAGAGCUGAAGUUCAAGGAGCUUGCAGAAAGUCUCGGACUUCGCAUCCUGUGCUGGAGAACCGUACCCACCAACAACACAACUAUCGGUCAGGUGGCUCGUAAUUCGGAGCCCUAUAUGCGUCAAGUGUUUGUUACCGGCGAUAUCCAAGACGAGGAACAGCUGGCCAGGCAGAUAUUCGUGUUGCGUAAACGUGCAAGUCACGAAAUUGUGGUGCCAGGAGCUAGAUUCUACAUCUGCAGUCUUUCGCUGAAAACUGUAGUCUACAAGGGACUUCUCACUUCUAACCAAUUAUGGGAAUACUUCAAAGAUUUGAGCAACCCAGCGUUCACCACCUAUCUGGCAUUGGUCCAUACUCGAUUUUCCACAAACACCUUCCCAAGUUGGGAAAGAGCGCAUCCUUUAAGAGUGCUUGCCCACAAUGGCGAGAUAAAUACGUUGCGCGGUAACGUCAACUUGAUGAAAGCUCGUGAAGGUGUUAUGAAGAGUGAUAUAUUCGGCGAUGAUCUGAAGAAACUGUACCCGGUGGUGGAGCCGAACCUGUCGGACUCGGGGUCGGCGGACUGCGUGCUGGAGUUCCUGACGGCGUGCGGCAAGCGGUCGCUGCCCGAGGCGGUGAUGACCAUGGUGCCUGAGGCCUGGCACGCGGACAGCACCAUGGCGCGCGCCAAGCGGGACUACUACCGCUGGGCCGCCUGCGCCAUGGAGCCCUGGGACGGGCCCGCGCUCAUCGCCUUCACCGACGGACGCUACAUAGGUGCAAUUUUGGACAGAAACGGCUUGCGGCCCUCUCGCUUCUACGUGACCAGUGAGAACAUACUAGUGAUGGCUUCCGAGGUGGGCGUGUACGAUGUCGCCCCGGAAAAGGUCAUACUGAAGAGUCGAUUGAAACCCGGCCGCAUGUUGCUGGUAGAUACUGAAGACAAGAAGAUUAUCCAAGACGUGGAGCUGAAGAUGCACAUUGCGAACAGCCGUCCGCACUCCGAGUGGCUCAAGGAACAGAUAACGAUGGAGGACAUCCACAAGUCUGUGUCCGUGGAGAACGGUGGCGGAGUUGGUGGACUUCGUGGGCCCGACGCCAUCACCGGACUGUCGGACUGCCGCCUGGCGCUGUUCGGCUACACUAUCGAGACCAUCAACAUACUGUUGCUGCCCAUGAUACAGAACAAGAAAGAAGCUCUUGGCAGCAUGGGUAACGACGCCCCGUUGGCGUGCCUGUCGCAAUUCCAGCCGCUGCCUUACGAGUACUUCAAGCAGUUGUUCGCGCAGGUCACCAACCCGCCUAUUGAUCCUUUCAGGGAGAAAAUAGUGAUGUCCCUGAUGUGUCCCAUCGGACCAGUGGCAAAUAUCCUCGAGCCCAGUGCAGAGUUCGUACACCGAUUGUUUUUACCCCAGCCUAUACUCUCUUUACCUGACUUGGAAGCGCUUAAGAAGACUACGCAUCGUGGAUGGAAGACGCAAGUGAUCGACUGCACGUACCCGUGCUCGGAGGGGCCGCAAGGGCUGGAGCCAGCGCUAAACAACAUCUGUGCAGCGGCGCACGCAGCUGCAGUCAGCGGCUACCAGCUGCUGCUGCUCAGCGACCGCGCCGCCGGCCGCAGCCGCGUGCCCGUCAGCUCGCUGCUCGCGCUCGGUGCUGUACACCAUCACCUGAUCGAAACACGUCAACGCAUGAAAGUGGGAAUUAUCGUCGAAACUGCCGAAGCAAGAGAAGUCCACCACAUGUGUGUUCUGCUUAGUUACGGCGCGGAUGCAAUUUGCCCGUACGUAGCUUUUGAGCUGGCGUUCGCUUUGCGUAAUGAUAACAUUAUCGACCCCACCCUUACCGACGAGGAUAUAUACAGCGCCUACCAAAAGUCUAUCGAGACCGGUAUAUCAAAGGUAAUGGCCAAAAUGGGUAUCAGCAUGCUGCAGUCAUACAAAAGUGCUCAGAUAUUCGAAGCCGUAGGUCUCAACGAGGAAGUUAUUGAGAAAUGCUUCAAAGGAACUCAAUCGAGAAUCGGUGGCGUCACAUUUGAGAUUCUAUCAAAGGAGACAUUCGACAGACAUGCACUUACCUAUGAAGCCUUCACAGAUACUCUUGUUUUGAGGAACCCGGGGCACUACCACUGGCGCGCGGGCGGCGAGAAGCACAUCAACGAGCCCACCUCCAUCGCCAACCUGCAGGAGGCCGCCGUCGCCAACAGCAAGUCCGCAUACGACCGCUACAGAGAGAGCGCGCUAGAGUCAAUUCGGGCUUGCACACUGCGUGGGCAACUCGAGCUUGUUAAGUUGGACGAGCCAAUCCCCAUUGAUGAAGUGGAGCCUGCCUCUGAGAUUGUGAAAAGAUUUGCCACAGGUGCCAUGUCGUUCGGAUCGAUCUCCUUGGAAGCUCACACAACGCUGGCUAUUGCUAUGAACCGAGUGGGCGGCAAGUCUAACACCGGCGAGGGCGGCGAGAAUGCAGACAGAUAUCUCAAUCAGGAUCCGGAGUUCAGCAAGCGGUCGGCCAUCAAGCAGGUGGCGUCGGGGCGCUUCGGCGUGACAGCGUCGUACCUGGCGCACGCCGACGACCUGCAGAUCAAGAUGGCGCAGGGCGCCAAGCCCGGCGAGGGCGGCGAGCUGCCCGGUUACAAAGUGACAGAAGAUAUCGCAAAGACACGUUGUUCAGUCCCGGGCGUGGGGUUAAUUUCCCCACCUCCCCACCACGAUAUUUACUCAAUUGAGGACUUGGCUGAAUUGAUAUAUGACCUCAAGUGCGCCAACCCUAAAGCUAGAAUCUCGGUAAAAUUAGUGUCAGAAGUUGGGGUCGGCGUUGUUGCUUCUGGAGUUGCGAAGGGCAAGGCUGAGCACAUCGUGAUCUCCGGCCACGACGGCGGGACUGGUGCAAGUUCGUGGACUGGUAUUAAGAGUGCAGGUCUUCCCUGGGAGCUGGGCGUGGCCGAGACGCACCAAGUGCUUGUGCUUAACGAUCUGCGCUCCAGGGUGGUAGUGCAAGCGGACGGGCAGAUCCGCACUGGUUUCGACGUGAUGGUGGCUGCAUUGUUGGGCGCCGAUGAGUUUGGAUUUAGUACGGCGCCACUUAUUGUGCUUGGUUGUACCAUGAUGAGGAAAUGUCACCUGAACACGUGCCCAGUGGGCAUCGCCACACAGGACCCGGUGCUGCGCAAGAAGUUCGCCGGCAAGCCUGAACACGUCAUCAACUAUCUGUUCAUGCUGGCUGAAGAAGUGCGUCAACACAUGGCUGAAGUGGGCGUCCGUAAAUUCCAAGACCUCAUCGGUCGCACAGAUCUGCUGAAGGUCCGUGAGAACAACGAAAACCCCAAGGCUAGGUUGCUGAAUCUGAGUCUCAUAUUAAAGAACGCCCUGCACAUGAGACCUGGAGUCAACAUUAUAGCAGGUUCCAAGACACAGGACUUCCAACUAGAGAAACGGCUCGACAACCAACUGAUCGAGCAGUGUGCUGGCAUCCUGGAUGGCACUCAGAAGCACCUAAAUAUCAGCAUGAAGAUCAAUAACGAGGAUCGCGCAUUCACUUCUACACUCUCCUAUCACAUUGCUAUGAAAUACGGUGACGAGGGUCUUCCAGAAGGAACGAGCAUCGAUAUUUCGCUGGAGGGCUCCGCUGGGCAGAGUUUCUGCGCAUUCCUCUCCAAGGGAGUGAAGGUUACGCUCGAGGGAGACGCCAACGACUAUGUUGGCAAGGGUCUGUCGGGCGGCACGGUGGUGAUCUUCCCGCCGAAGUCGUCUCCGUUCGAGUCGCACUUGAACGUGAUCGUGGGCAACGUGUGCCUGUACGGCGCCACGGCCGGCCGCGCCUACUUCCGGGGCAUAGCGUCGGAGCGGUUCUGCGUGCGCAACUCGGGGGUGACGGCGGUGGUGGAGGGCGUGGGCGACCACGGCUGCGAGUACAUGACGGCCGGCACCGUGCUCGUGCUCGGACUCACCGGCAGGAACUUCGCCGCCGGCAUGAGCGGUGGCAUUGCAUACGUGUAUGAUGUCGACGGAUCCUUCAAGGACAAAUGCAAUCCUGAAAUGGUCGAGCUGCUGCCAUUAGAGAAGGAAGAUGAUCUAAAUGUAGUGAAACAACUUUUAGAAGAGUUCGUAGAGUAUACUGGGUCGAUUAUCGCUAAAGAUCUUCUUCAAACUUGGCCAGAGCCUGCCAAAAUGUUCAUCAAAGUAUUCCCCUAUGAGUACCAACGAGCCCUCAAACAGUUGGCUCUGAAGAAACACACGCCCAAGGCUGAAGUUAAUGGAAAAGAGGAGAACGGAUUGAUUGAUAUAGAGGAAGCUGUUAGGGAUAUAGAAUUGGAAAAGAAGAAUUUGGAGAAGGUGCUUGAUAAGACUAGGGGCUUCAUAAAGUACCCGCGGGAAACAUCGUUGUACCGUCCGGCGGAGAAGCGGCUCAUGGACUGGGACGAGAUCUACAACUUCGGGCACGUGCGGCGCGGCCUGCGCGUGCAGGCGGCGCGCUGCAUGGAGUGCGGCGUGCCGUUCUGCCAGAGCGGCCACGGCUGCCCGCUCGGCAACAUCAUCCCCAAGUGGAACGACCUGGUGUACCGCGCCGACUGGCACCAGGCGCUCAAGCACCUCCUGCAGACCAACAACUUCCCCGAGUUCACGGGGCGCGUGUGCCCGGCGCCGUGCGAGGGCGCGUGCGUGCUGGGCAUCUCCGAGCCGCCCGUCACCAUCAAGAACAUCGAGUGCGCCAUCAUCGACCGCGCCUUCGAGGUCGGCCUCGUGCGCCCGCAGAUUCCGGAUCACCGUAACGGCAAAACCGUGGCUGUAGUGGGGUCCGGACCUGCAGGCUUAGCUUGCGCGCAUCAACUCAAUAAGGCCGGCUACUUGGUGACAGUGUUCGAGCGCAACGACCGGGCGGGCGGGCUGCUGCAGUACGGAAUCCCUAGCAUGAAGCUCAGCAAGGAGGUCGUUAACCGCAGGUUACAGCUGCUGGCCGACGAGGGUAUCUCAUUCAAGUGCAACGUCGACGUUGGCAAGGACAUAUCAGCUAGAGAUCUGGCUAACGAGUACGACGCGGUGGUGCUGUGCACGGGCGCGACGUGGCCGCGCGACCUGCCGCUGAAGGGGCGCGAGCUGAACGGCAUCCACUUCGCCAUGGAGUUCCUGGAGGGCUGGCAACGUCGCCAGGCCGGCGCCGCGCCCGCGCGCCCCCGCGCCGCGCCCGGCGCCGCGCCCAGCGCCAAGGACAAGCACGUGCUCGUCAUCGGCGGCGGCGACACCGGGUGCGACUGCAUCGCGACGUCGCUGCGGCAGGGCGCGCGCUCCAUCACGACGUUCGAGAUCCUGCCCGAGCCCAAGCGCAGCCGCGGCCCCGACAACCCCUGGCCGCAGUGGCCGCGCGUCUUCCGAGUGGACUAUGGACACGAGGAAGUAAAAGUGAAGUUCGGAAACGACCCUAGGCAGUUUUCGACGCUCACCAAAGAGUUCAUUGAUGAUGGCGAGGGCAACGUGUGCGGCGUGUCGUGCGUGGAGGUGGAGUGGACGCGCGGUGCGGGCGGGCGCUGGGACAUGCGCGAGGUGGCCGGCACGCAGCGCCACGUGCGCGCAGACCUCGUGCUGCUCGCCAUGGGCUUCCUCGGCCCCGAGCGAUACGUCGCCAACCAGCUCGAUCUUCCGUUGGACGCUCGCAGCAAUUACGAGACUGAAAAAUCCAACAUUUACAAGACUCCCGUUGAUAACAUAUUUGCCGCUGGAGAUUGUCGGCGCGGCCAGUCCCUCGUAGUGUGGGCGAUAUCAGAGGGAAGACAAGCAGCUCGUGCCGUCGACAUCUAUCUCUCGGGCAAGUCUACCCUUCCCGGUCCAGGCGGUGUCGUCUACGCUUGA
Molecule: messenger RNA, 6144 nt
Organism: Parnassius mnemosyne (clouded apollo)
Lineage: Eukaryota; Metazoa; Arthropoda; Insecta; Lepidoptera; Papilionidae
Source: the annotation of a GenBank genome assembly